UAUCAUAUUAUUUCAUUUAGUCAAAACUACGUCACAAUAUUUUGUGGUGCAAGAAGAUUAAACUGGAAUCAAAUAUAAAAUAAAAUGCAUUUUCUGACUAGAAACGAUUGAUGCUUCUUCCAUGCAAAUAUCAUUCAUCAAGUAAAAGGCUGUUUGAGUCUCUGCUUUCUGGAAUCUUUUUGAGAUCUUCAUAAAACCCAAAGCAUUUUUAGGCAUUAGCAGCACAUUAAUUCACUGUGUGUGCUUGUGUAGUAAUUGUUAUUCUGGUAUUCCUGCAAGUUAAUAGAAAACUCUGACAGUCUUUGUUUGUGCUGUUCAUUUUCAUCUGAUUCAGAUGAUUCUAUCUGAUGCAGCCAUGCUCUUCAAUACCUUGUUGGUAAUCGUCCUCUCCGUGUCAGGUGUGCUGAGCCAGAGGGAAUGGAGCGUGACUUACACCCCUGAGAGAAUCUGUGCCUUAAAGGGGUCUUCAGAAGACAUGCGCUGCACUUACUCAUAUCCCCCAUGUCACACAGUGCAGAAAACAUUCUGGUUUAAUCACUGGAACAAGCCACAGGAGCCUGAGGACCUGUCCCAGGACCCAGAGUACUCUGACCGUGUGGAGUACCUGGGGGAUAAGUACAGUGACUGCACUUUUAGAAUAAACCAGCUGAGAAAAACUGAUUCCAAAACAUACCGAUUCAGGGUCCUGAUCGCCUGUGAUGAAUAUACUGGAGAACCUGGUGUCGCUUUGGAAGUCACUGAUUUACAGGUGAUGGUGAAUCCUGACACAGUGACAGAGGGACAGAGUGUGACACUGACCUGUAGCACCACCUGCACUCUGACUGGCAGCCCAGCCUUCAUCUGGUACAGGGACGGAUCUCCUCUGUCCUUCACUGGUCGGAGACACCAGUUCACAGCCAGCAGUGAAGACCGAAGCCGCUACUCCUGUGCUGUGAAAGGCUAUGAGCUUCAUUCCCCUGCAGUGGCUCUUAAUGUGAGAUAUCGUCCGAAGAGCAUCUCAGUAUCAGUGCCCCCCUCUGGUGAAAUAGUGGAGGGCAGUUCAGUGACUCUGACCUGCAGCAGUGAUGGCAACCCACCAGUGCAGAGAUACACCUGGUAUAAGAAUAAUAGAGCUGAACUCUCAUGGAGAGGAUCCAGUUACACGAUUAAAAGCAUCACACAGCAGGAUGCAGGAGAAUACUACUGUGAGGCAGGGAAUGUGAUUGGGACAGAACGAUCUCCUCCUAAACAUCUUGAUGUGCAGUAUCGUCCGAAGAGAGUCGCAGUAUCAGUGAGCUCCUCUGGUAAAAUAGUGGAUGGCAGUUCAGUGACUCUGACCUGCAGCAGCAAUGCCAACCCACCAGUGCAGAAAUACACCUGGUAUAAGAAUAAUAGAGCUGAACUCUCAUGGAGAGGAUCCAGUUACACCAUUAAAAGCAUCACACUGCAGGAUGCAGGAGAAUACUACUGUGCGGCACGGAAUGUGAUUGGGACAGAACGAUCUCCUCCUAAACAUCUUGAUGUGCAGUAUCGUCCGAAGAGAGUCGCAGUAUCAGUGAGCUCCUCUGGUAAAAUAGUGGAUGGCAGUUCAGUGACUCUGACCUGCAGCAGCAAUGCCAACCCACCAGUGCAGAAAUACACCUGGUAUAAGAAUAAUAGAGCUGAACUCUCAUGGAGAGGAUCCAGUUACACCAUUAAAAGCAUCACACUGCAGGAUGCAGGAGAAUACUACUGUGCGGCACGGAAUGUGAUUGGGACAGAACGAUCUCCUCCUAAACAUCUUGAUGUGCAGUAUCGUCCGAAGAGAGUCUCAGUAUCAGUGAGCCCCUCUGGUGAAAUAGUGGAGGGCAGUUCAGUGACUCUGACCUGCAGCAGUGAUGCCAACCCACCAGUGCAGAGAUACACCUGGUUUAAGAAUAAUGGAGCUGUAUCCUCAUUGAGAGGAUCAGACCGGAGUUAUACCAUUAAAAGCAUCACACAGCAGGAUGCAGUAGAAUACUACUGUGCGGCAGGGAAUGGGAUUGGGACAAAAACAUCUCCUCCUAAACGUCUUGAUGUGCAGUAUCUACAGGUGAUGGUGAAUCCUGGCACAGUCACAGAGGGACAGAGUGUGAGACUGACCUGUAGCACCACCUGCACUCUGACUGGCAGCCCAGCCUUCAUCUGGUACAGGGGUGGAUCUCCUCUGUCCUUCACUGAUCAGAGUCACCAGUUCACAGCCAGCAGUGAAGACCGAGGCCGCUACACCUGUGCUGUGAAAGGCUAUGAGCUUCGGUCCCCUGCAGUGGCUCUUAAUGUGAGAUAUCCUCCGAAGAGCGUCUCAGUAUCAGUGAGCUCCUCUGGUGAAAUAGUGGAGGGCAGUUCAGUGACUCUGACCUGCAGCAGCGCUGCCAACCCACCAGUGCAGAGAUACGCCUGGUAUAAGAAUAACAGAGCUGAAUCCUCGUGGAGAGAAUCCAGUAACACCAUUAAAAGCAUCACACUGCAGGAUGCAGGAGAAUACACCUGUCAGACAGAGAAUGUGAUUGGGACAAACAUCUCUCCUCCUAAACGUCUUAAUGUGCAGUAUUCUCCCAAAAUCACCUCAGUAUCAGUGAGCCCCUCUGGUGAAAUAGUGGAGGGCAGGUCAGUGACUCUGACCUGCAGCAGUGAUGCCGACCCACCAGUGCAGAGAUACACCUGGUUAAAGAAGACUGGAUCUGUAUUCUUGAGGAGAGGAACAGAACGGAGUUACAUUAUUAAAAACAUCACACUGCAGGAUGUAGGAGAAUACUACUGUGAGGCAGAGAAUGCGAUUGGGACAAAAAGAUCUCCUCCUAAACGCCUCGAUGUCCAGUAUGCUCCCAAGAACACAAGUGCCAUCCUGGAGCAGAGCACAGCAAUACUGCUUGGCUCAGAACACUCAUGGAGCUCAGACCUCUACUUCUGUGUCAGACAAUAUAAAAGCAGGAGAUACGACAGUGCUCGUAUGGACAGUUGUUGGAAUCUCUGUGGCUUUUGCACUCUUUACUGUCAUGGUGUGCACAAGCAGGAAGAAGAGCACCAACAGAGAGAGAGGAGAGCAGACGCUCUCGUACUGUAAGUAACAAGUUUCCACCUGGAUAUUCUCACUAUUAUAACCGUACCAGCCGUUCAGAAAAGCAAAGGCCAGUUCUGUGUACA
Anguilla anguilla (European eel) is the source of this 3141-nucleotide messenger RNA. RefSeq names its product B-cell receptor CD22-like. Lineage: Eukaryota; Metazoa; Chordata; Actinopteri; Anguilliformes; Anguillidae. The record is from RefSeq and is a predicted model, not a curated record. The transcript is spliced from 14 exons. Bases 335 to 3061 code for a protein of 908 amino acids.